Mesocestoides corti is the source of this 1239-nucleotide messenger RNA. The record is from the annotation of a GenBank genome assembly. NCBI's taxonomy places the organism in Eukaryota, Metazoa, Platyhelminthes, Cestoda, Cyclophyllidea, Mesocestoididae.
AUGUCAGAGUAUGAAAUCGAUGCUAUAACCACUUCAGGUGCUGGAGUUCCAACAACAAGCUGGAUCGUGCAGGUAGAUCCGAAGACAAAUUUGCCCUUUUAUUACAACUUUUUGACAAAAGAAUCUACAUGGGAUAUUCCUGACGAUUACCAGGCCUAUCUUGAAGCGUAUGAGGUCUACCUUCAACGUAACAAAGGGAAGAAAAAAGACGAUAGUGAUAUGAUGACUCAAAUUCACAUAAUGCCUGAAGGCAACGCUAGAAAGCGUCGUCGCAUUAGGCGUGCUUGGAUGCGUUCAGAAGAGGAAAGAUCGAUUUCAGGGGCUCAUCAUGAGAAUGCACCCAUCGAAUUCUUGUCAGAAUAUAUUGCUUAUAGCAGCUCCUCUUCAGAUAACGAUUCCUCGUGUUCAAGGUCCCCUGAUCGAUCUAGAUCCCCCGAGUCGAUGGCGGACGUGAGCUCUGUGAAAAAUGAAGAACCAGUGCCGCAACUUGAAUCUGUUUUCAUCGGACCUCAAUUGCCUCCACCUCUCCAGAAGGAGUCUACUGUUACCAAUCUCCAUGACUUAAGUCAGCUCCUACUAGACAAGUUCGCCGUAGUCGACCCCGAGCACGACAAGUUAUCUUCUCUUCAAGUUGCAUAUCUUCAAUUUACUACGCGUUUAGAGGACUGGAAAGCUGGGUAUCUGUCAGAAGAGCGCUAUAAAGAAAAGUUACAAGAAGUUAAUAACUUUCUCUGUGAUUAUGAGCAAUCAUCCCUUCCGUCCGGCUGGAGAUGUGUGUGGGACCCUGAAAACAAGCGCUACAUCUACAAAUCAUCUUCGUUUCCGUCCGAACAGUACCAACGGCCACCUGUAGAAACAAAUAAUGCGUGCCCAAUUGAACCUACUUGCUCGAUUCCUGUUUGUCAAACUUCAGUGCCUGAAAAUGGACCCGACCCUGAAAUUCAUCUGAGUGAAAAUGACAAUACGGAUAACGUGAGACCUCAAGCAGAUGAUGCCACUCAAAUGUAUGAACCAACAGAACUGGAUGGCCAGACAACAUUGACGUUAGUGGACACCUCGGAGACUUUUCUUUGUUCCAACAGCCCUAAGUGUGACCUUGAGAGUGGCCGUUCAAACUCCGCUAAAACCCACGAAGCGACAUCCAAGGACAUUCAGGACCCAAAAUCAGAAGUUCUCGUGUCAAAGAAGGAUAUGCCGAAUCUCCUCGACAAGUGGCAAAAAGUUCAAGAAAGUUUGUAG